AUGCUCACUACCAUGAGCAAGGGGGCUUCAUUGAAAGGUGUGCUGCUGGGUGUUCUGCUGGUAUCUAACAUGUUCCUGUCAAAGAAAGGUGUGACCUCAUUGCCAAUCUGUCCCAGUGGGUCUGUUGGUUGUCAGGUCUCUGGGAAUCUUUUUGACCGUGCAGUUAAACUCUCACACCACAUCCAUUCCCUCUCCUCAGAAAUGUUCAACGAAUUUGAUGAGCGCUAUGCUCAAGGCCGGGGAUUUAUUACAAAGGCCAUUAAUGGCUGCCACACUUCCUCCCUAACCACUCCUGAAGACAAGGAGCAAGCUCAGCAGAUUCACCAUGAAGACCUACUGAAUUUAGUGCUCAGAGUACUGCGCUCCUGGAAUGAUCCCCUGCUCCACCUGGUCUCUGAAGUGCAAAGUAUCAAAGAAGCUCCAGAUACCAUCCUCUGGAAGGCUGUAGAGAUUGAGGAACAAAACAAGCGCCUUCUAGAAGGAAUGGAGAAAAUAGCUGGACAGGUUCAUCCUGGUGAUAUAGAAAAUGAAGUCUACUCUAGGUGGUCAGGUCUCCCAUCCCUGCAAAUGGCAGAUGAGGACUCCCGUCUCUUUGCCUUUUACAGUCUGCUGCACUGCCUGCGUAGGGAUUCCCACAAAAUUGACAACUACCUGAAGCUGUUAAAAUGUCGCCUUAUCCAUGAUAGCAACUGUUAA
Chelonoidis abingdonii (Abingdon island giant tortoise) is the source of this 696-nucleotide messenger RNA. RefSeq names its product prolactin (gene PRL). NCBI's taxonomy places the organism in Eukaryota, Metazoa, Chordata, Testudines, Testudinidae. The record is from RefSeq and is a predicted model, not a curated record. Gene Ontology annotation, biological process: response to nutrient levels; positive regulation of cell population proliferation; positive regulation of receptor signaling pathway via JAK-STAT. Gene Ontology annotation, cellular component: extracellular region. Gene Ontology annotation, molecular function: hormone activity.